Molecule: messenger RNA, 1884 nt
Organism: Acanthamoeba castellanii str. Neff
Lineage: Eukaryota; Discosea; Longamoebia; Acanthamoebidae
Product: von Willebrand factor type A domain containing protein
Exons: 13
Coding region: 1-1884 (627 amino acids)
Source: RefSeq, a predicted model, not a curated record
AUGGACUGCUUAGCGGGAGCACAGGAUAUUGGGAACUUCAACGUCGUGCUUUCCAAUGGCCAACUGCCAUCUGAGUCCAGCAUCACCCACGAAGGAAUGUUCAAUGAGCACUUUUUCGCGGUGGGAAGCGAGACUGAGAAGCCCUUCUCGUGCCAGUGGUUCACCGCAGUCUCUCCUGACCCUCUCAGUGGCGAGGUAGAGUACUGGGUGGGGUGUGGCUUGCGCGGACGUCUCGACGGGGAGGGCAUCCGCAAGUACGGACGCCCGCGCCUCAACCUGGUGCUCGUGCUCGACAUCUCGGGGUCCAUGAGCAACCCCUUCCGUAGCGGGGAUGCCAAGAACAUGCUGGAAGUGGCCAAGGACUGCGUAGUGGCGCUCAUCGACCACCUCACACCUGAGGACUCGUUCGGCCUGGUGGCGUUUGACACGAGCGUGGAAGUGGUGCAAGAGCUGGCGUCGAUGAAGACCUUGGACGUUGCUGCCUUCAAGGAAAAACUAUUUAAGUUGCAGCCUCGCGGAGGCACCGACAUGGAGCUUGGCAUCAACGGAGGCGCUAAGCUCUUUGAAGGUCUCGCCAACGAAGCUGGCACAGGCAAGCAGAACCGUAUGAUGUUCCUCACCGACGCCCAGCCCAACUCGGGGUCGACUUCGCCCGAUAGUCUGAUGGGAAUCUGCAAAGCCAACGCCGAGACGCGCAAGAUCUACACCUCGUUCUUCGGUCUCGGAGUCGACUUUGGUGUCGAGCUGGUGGAGGCGAUCAGCCACAUCCCGGCAUGCAACUACUUCACCGUUCAGUCACCCAAAGAGUUCAAGCAGCUCAUGGACAGGGACUUCGAUUACAUCGUCACGCCCUCCUGCUUCAACGUUCAAUUUACGGAUCCCGGCCACGAGAUUCCUCAGCAGGGCGUGUUGCUGGAGAUCUUGAGCACGUUCCCGUCACCCAAGGAAAACGACGACCAGACCAAGGGAGGCAUCGUGCUCAUCAAGCUCAAGAAGCCGCAGCAGCAAGCUGGAGAGGCCGAGCUCAAGGUGGUGGUGUCCUACGAUGACGCCGACGGUAAGCACUACUCCGACGAAAACACCAUCGCGGUGAGCUUGGCGGCAGUCAACGGCAAGGGCUACUAUUCUGGUUCCGCCAUACGCAAGGCAAUCGCCCUAGCCAGAUUCGUGAACAUCAUGAAGUGGUGGAUUCGCGACACGAGCAGCGGCAAGUCCGAUGCCAGCUCGGCAUCGGUGUCACAAGCGGCCGGCGUGCCUGUCCCGCCGGUGGACCCGCUCAAGGGCAACAGUUGGACACCUCUGGCCGUAUCGAAGCACUACAAGGCCGCGUUUGCCGAGUUCCUGAGCCACUACGAGCGCGAGCUCGAGGCCCUGGCCGAUGCCGAAGGGGGGGAGGAAAGCGAGGACCACCAGCACCUGGCGGAGCACACCCAAAAGCUGCUGGGCCUCAUCAACAACGUUUCGGCUGAAGAGAUCGACGCGAGCAUGCACGCAGUGCUGACUGACGAGGAGGUGGAAAGCGGCAGCGUGGACAGCCAAGAGCUGCGUAAGCGCGUCGAGGUGGCUCUGGGCACUGGCACCCGAGCUGUCGACCUGGCCGACAAGCAGUAUUGUUUCGACCAGGAGGUCAAGAGGCGCAUCAAGGAGAUUCUCGUCCGCAAGCUAACAGCUGCCGUGACGGCCGAAGGCGAGAACAACUUGAGGGCGGACCAGAGCAAACGCGAGGCCCUGGCCGAACGGAUCGCAGGAUUCGCGCUGGCACGCAAGGACAGCGCGGGUAAGGAACAGUGGCAACGCAUCGCUCUCUCCGAACUCGAGAAGUUGCUUCCGACCGUGCAGCAGCCCAAGAAGGGGCUGAUCGACCAACUGAAGGGCUGGUUCUGA